UUGUAGGGACUUGCUCGUAGAAAUUUAGGUGGAGUUUUCAUUAGGGCCUGCCUGGAUCACAAAGUUGCUCUCUUCUCUCUGCUUUCCUUCUUUUCUUUAUCUCUAUAGCUCUGUAUCUUUUCCAUUCACACACAUUUUACUUACCCUGUUUUCCCCCAGACCACCAAAGCAAUUGUAGGAAGACCUUUUUGCUUAGCAUUUAAGUAUCUGAAACAGACCCAACAGCAAGAUGGUUCAGUAUGGUCUGGAUUAUACCCGCUGCAGAUGGAUCUUGCCUCUCCUGCUGGGCUUAGCAAUGAUCUUUGGCAUCAUCUCACUAGUUGGUUCAGGCUGGGUAACCUCAGAAAGUGAUCCAUUUGGGAGUAAAGGCUCGUUAUGGAGGUUAUGCUCUUUUGAAGAUGAUGAGCGAUGUAAAUCUCUCAUGGAUUUUGCUUGGGGUAGAGGUGCAGCUGGCACCUUCUUAGUUGGAUUUGUACUCGUCUGCAUCUGCUUUGCCUUGUCCAUCAUUGCCUUUGCCAUCCCAACACUUCGCUUCAACUUCAUCAGAGGCAUAGGAGGCUUGUGUUUUGUUGCUGCCAUAUUCUCAUUAAUGGGCCUUGUCAUCUAUGCUGUAAUGAUUUCAACACGUGUGGUCUUCCCAGUAAACACGGUGCAUGUGUUUGACUGGAGCUAUGGAUUUGGGUGGACCAUGUGCAUCAUGGCCAUAGGUCUUGGAUUCUUCUUUUGUUGUCUCCCCCUCUAUGAAGAUCAUAUUUUGGGAAAUGUCAAACCUGAAUUUUAUUAAGAUUCCUAUAAAGAGCAGCAGGGCCAUCAUAUGGAGUCCCUCGCUGCUUGGGAUCCAAAGAAGCAUACAGACAUACCUAUCAGCUCAAGUCCAACAUACAAAACUAGAAUAUAUAGAGGUUUAGCAGCUCAAAAAAAAAGUAUUAACAAUUCUUGUUAAUGUGGAUUUGUUAAUUUUUUUAAACAACUUUUUUUUACCAUUAGUUUUUAUAGGCAAAUAGUAACUGAACUGCCUUAAUUAAACAUUCACCAAUUUACAGAAUUGGUUUAUAAUCAGUAUUGACUUCCUCCUGUAGUCCCAACCCUCCUGCUCCCAAUCCUUUGGGGACACACUUUUAGGGGCAGGGGUUCAAAGGGCUGCAGAGGGGAAGAUAAAUUAAUGACAACAGCUACCCUGCUUCAUUUGUUAGUGUGAGAUAAAUCCUGCUAAGGCCUGUUUAGAUUCAAUCCACUAGACAGAAAUAUCAUCAGAAACCAGAUGUUCCCAAAAAAAACCCAAACAAAAUACCUUGAGGGGUCCCUGAUGCUCUCUGACCCCUCAUGUCAACCCUGAGCUACAAAUAUUUUCCUUUAUUAAAAACCUUCUUGAUUGCAUUAUUACUAAUAUGUAUAAGCUUGUCUUCUCCAGCCUGUCAAUUGCAGAUGUGUUGGGAUUGCAACUCCCAGAAUUGGAUGUUUAAUUAUGCUGACUGAAAAAUUUUGGAAUCUGUAUUGUUCUAACGAAACAUCAGUAUUGCUUUGUUUAAAAAAAAUUCCAAAUUUAGGCUAUAACAUCUUUAUUAACAAGAAUGAGAAAGAUGAAGCCAACAUAGAAAACGUUUAUGUACCUGAAAGCAGUAUUAGCCAGAACAGACUGUAUGAAGUGCAUAAAUUGUUUAGUUAGGAAGAUGUUGGGAACAAAUUACCCUGACUGAGAAAACGUGACACCAACCUAAUUUCUGUUCAUUUUAACUAAACUAUGUGGCCUGCACAUUUUAAAGACAAUUCUAUUAUGUUCCAAACUUGUUUACAAUAAACAGUCUUCUGUUAUUAGAUGUUCUCAGAUCUGCAAACUGACCUAUGUGGAAAGCAAGAUUAAAAGAAGAGUUUGCUGAAGUUCCAGUUGUACUUUUGUAAUAGCAUAUCUUAGUUUUGCCUACUUGUUUUAAAGUGUAAAUACAUAGCCUUUUUUUAAUGCAUGGAUGUAUAAUUGCCAAAAUAUGUUCAUUAUUUUUUUUAAGGGGCAAUUCUUUUGUAAUAUUUUGUUUAUGUUCAGCUGAUGAAAGCAACACAAUCCAUCAUAACACUGAAAGGACAAUGAUGCAGCAUAGGCGUAGAAAACUCAGAAAAUGUACAUAUAUACAUUAUCUAUUAUACUAAGGGUCACCUGGUACUCAUUUCUUUUGCCAUUUAUUCUGACUUCUUACAGCAAAUGUGGGCAACUAUGACAAUUUUAUGACUUGUGGACUUUAACUCUGAGAAUUCCUGAGCUAGCAUGGCUGGCUUAAAGUCCAGUUAAAGUUCACAGGUUGUAAAGUUGCCAUAGUUGCCCACCCCUGUCUUAUAGGCUUGUUUCUUAAUUCAAACCUUAUUCCUAAGUAAAAAUACAUAAAGCUGUAUAGCUUCCAUGUUCUUUAUAAUGCUCAAGGCUUAAUUAAAAGUUAAAUCAAUAGUUUAAGUGGCAAGUUGAACUUAAUAUCAUCUAUUGUGUUUUGGCAUAAUUUUCCAUGUUUCUUAAUUGCAUGUUCAAAAGGAUGUGAUAUUAUUAAAAUCAGUUAGUAGAA
Crotalus tigris (Tiger rattlesnake) is the source of this 2546-nucleotide messenger RNA. RefSeq names its product p53 apoptosis effector related to PMP-22-like. NCBI's taxonomy places the organism in Eukaryota, Metazoa, Chordata, Lepidosauria, Squamata, Viperidae. Gene Ontology annotation, cellular component: cell-cell junction. Gene Ontology annotation, biological process: cell-cell adhesion. The coding region runs from base 230 to 784 and encodes 184 amino acids. The record is from RefSeq and is a predicted model, not a curated record. The transcript is spliced from 3 exons.